CUCCCCUCCACUCCGACCAAGAUAUCCGCAGAGCCCAGGCCCAGGCCCGGCCCAAAGCCCACCACGAGCGCGAGGAUGGCCGCCGCGGAGCCGCCGCCGCCCACCGGCGGGAUGGGCUUCCUGGGGCUGCUCAGCUUCCGCCGCGGCGCCACCGCCGUCGCCUCCUUCGACCCGGCGCAGGACGACGAGCUGCUCGUCCUCGACGCGCUCCAGGCCCACGUCGCCGACCGCCUCGCCGCGCUCUCCGCCCACUCCUCCUCCGCGGCCCAGAGCCAGCAGGGGCCGCUGCUCUCGCUGGCGUUCCUCUCCAAGCUGCUCGACGCCGUGGUCUCCUCGGACGCCGCGUUCCGGGACGCCCUCGCCGUGGGCCCCGUGGGCGCCGCGCUCUCCAGGGCCCCCGCCGACCGCCUCGCCGCCGACCUGCUCGACCGCUCCGUCAAGGCGCUCGACGCGCUCAACGCCGUCUCCCUCGCGCUCGCCUCGCUCCGGGGCUCCCACCGCGCCGCGCUCACCGCCGCCUCCUGCCUCCUCGCCGCCGGCGCGCCGCUGCUGCACCGCGCGCAGUUCGCGCGCGCGCGCCGGGCCAUCUCCAGGCUCUUCCAGGACGCCAGGGCCGCGCCGACGACGCCCUGCAGCUCGCGCGCCGCCCGCGCGCUCUCCUUCAGCGUCUCGUCCAAGAACUGGUCCACGGGGCGCCACGUGCACGCCAUGGCGGCGCACCUCGCGCCGCCGCCGCAGGCCGCCGCCGCCCCCGGCGCCGGGGGCGGCCUCGGGCUGGCGCUCUACACCAUGAGCUCCGUCCUCGUGUUCGCCAUGUGGGCGCUCGUCGCCGCCGUGCCCUGCCAGGACAGGGCCUCCGCGGCCGCCCCCGUCGCGCCGGCCAAGCAGGCGCAGUGGGCGGCGCCCAUGACGGCCAUCCAGGAGCGGAUCGUGGAGGAGUCGAGGCGGAGGGACAAGAAGGGGUCGUCCUCCGGGGCGUCCUCGCCGGCGUCCGCGGGGCUCCUCGCCGAGAUGCAGGCCGUGGAGCGCGCCGCGCGGGAGCUCAACAGCCUGCUCGAGGAGAUCGCCGAGGAGGAGGACGAGGCCGCGGAGGUGGAGGCCCCGGCGUCCAUCAGCGAGGAGCGCGCCGGAGACGUCGUGGAGCGCGCAGAGGCGCUGGCCGGCGCGUGCCGGGCGCUGGAGGACGGCCUCGCGCCGCUGGAGCGGCAGGUGCGCGCCGUGUUCCACCGCGUCGUGGCCAGCCGCGCCGAGGUCGUGCGGUGCAUGGAGCACAGCGCGCGCAGCACCGCCGGGUCCGCCUCCGGCCCGCCGGCGCAGCAGCCCCAUUCCUUCUGAGCAGAGGACGGCGCUGCAUUAGGACUGCCUUGUUGGGCUAAAAGAAUCAACUUUUCUCUGCUCAACUGUACCAUUCUUUGAUUUGGAUCACUCCACCGCCUGUGAUCUUCUUUUGUGUAUGUAGAUGUAUGGUUUGGCUGUAAAAACUAACUUUUUUGGAUUGAUUAGUGCUCUUCGUUCUUGAUGCUCAACAGCAGAGAGAAGAGAAUGUGUUAUCUGUUGAAACUUGAAAGAGG
Triticum dicoccoides is the source of this 1571-nucleotide messenger RNA. RefSeq lists its product as uncharacterized. Lineage: Eukaryota; Viridiplantae; Streptophyta; Magnoliopsida; Poales; Poaceae. The record is from RefSeq and is a predicted model, not a curated record. The coding region runs from base 76 to 1335 and encodes 419 amino acids. The transcript has a single exon.